CGCACCUUCUACAUUGUAACAAUCCUCCCAUUUCCUGCAGCACAACACUUCCAUGUCUCGCUUGAAGGCUAUGCUGUUUUAUCGUUUCACACUGGACCUUACCUGCUGCUUGGACACUGACAACGAUGGAAAUAUAAAGACCGAAUAUGAGAGGGGUUCGCCGCAAACUGUCAUUAUGUUGACAAAAAUGGGCUGCUGAUUUGGGAACCUCCCCCGGAGAGAAGGAAGCGCCCAGCAGCACCAUGACUGUGUUCAACCAGGAGAAUGUGGAGGAUUAUUACGAGAUUGGAGUCGAACUCGGGAGUGGUCAGUUUGCUGUGGUGAAGAAAUGCCGUAAUAAGGGCACAGGUGUGGAGUAUGCAGCCAAAUGUAUCAAGAAGAGGCGCAGCAAAUCCAGUCGGCGAGGUAUAUCCAAAGACGACAUUGAGAGGGAGGUCAGCAUACUGAAGGAAAUUCAGCACCCCAAUGUCAUCACUCUGCAUGAUGUGUUUGAAAACAAGAACGAGGUCAUUCUCAUCCUGGAGCUAGUGGCAGGUGGAGAACUUUUUGACUUCUUGGCUGAGAAAGAGUCAUUGAGUGAAGAGGAGGCCACUGAGUUCCUCAAGCAGAUCUUGGAUGGAGUCAGUUAUCUGCACUCUAAACAGAUUGCUCACUUUGAUCUGAAGCCGGAGAACAUUAUGCUGUUGAACCGGAGUGUACCUCACCCACGCAUUAAGCUCAUUGACUUUGGUCUGGCCCACAAGAUCGAUUUUAGCAAUGAUUUCAAAAACAUCUUUGGUACCCCUGAGUUUGUAGCUCCUGAAGUGGUAAACUAUGAGCCCCUUGGACUGGAGGCAGACAUGUGGAGCAUUGGUGUGAUCACUUAUAUUCUGCUCAGUGGUGCCUCACCUUUCCUGGGUGAAAAUAAGCAGGAGACACUUGCCAAUGUGUCAGCUGUGGACUAUGAGUUUGAUGAGGAAUACUUCAGCAACACUAGUGCUCUAGCCAAAGACUUCAUUGCAAGGCUUCUGAUCAAAGAUCCAAAAAAAAGAAUGACAAUCCUGGACAGUCUUCAACACCCCUGGAUCAAGCCAAAGGACACGCAACAGGCACUGAGCCGUAAGGAGUCUGCUGUGAACAUGGAGAAAUUUAAGAAGUUUGCUGCACGAAGGAAGUGGAAGCAAUCGGUACGUCUCAUCUCUCUGUGUAACCGGCUCUCCCGCUCAUUCCUGUCGAGGAGCAACAUAAGUGUGGCACGCAGUGAUGACACACUGGACGAGGAAGACUCAUUUGUGAUGAAGGCUAUUAUCCACGCAAUCAACGACGAAAAUGUUCCAGGCCUGAAACACCUGCUUGGCUCCCUGACCAGUUAUGAUAUCAACCAACCUAACAAGCAUGGAACGCCUCCACUCCUGAUUGCUGCAGGCUGUGGAAACGUCCAGAUCAUUGAUGUGCUAAUGAAAAAAGGGGCGGAUAUUCAAGUACUUGAUAAGACUGGAGCCAACGCUAUCUACUACGGCGCCCGACAUGGCCACGUGGAGACCUUGAGAUUCUUGCAUGAAAAGAAGUGCCCUCUGGACAUCCAAGAUAAGUCUGGAGAAACUGCUCUGCAUGUGGCAGCUCGCUAUGGUAACGUGGAUGUUGUCCAAUAUCUUUGCAGCAUCCAUGCCAACCCUGACCUACUAGACCGGGAGCAGGAGACACCUUUGCACUGUGCAGCCUGGCACGGAUACUCUGCUGUGGCCCGAGUUCUGUGCAAGGCUGGCUGUGAUGUCAACGCCCGGAACCGUGAGGGUGAGAGCCCAUUGCUCACAGCAUCUGCCCGCGGUUUCAAGGACAUUGUGGAGUGUCUGCUUGAGCACGGGGCAGACAUGGACUCCAUUAAUAAAGAUGGUCACAUUGCUCUACAUCUGGCAGUGAGGAGGUGUCAGAUUGAAGUGGUAAAGUGUCUGCUGAGCCAUCAGUGCUAUGUGGACCACCAGGAUCGCCACGGUAACACGCCACUUCACAUCGCUUGCAAGGAUGGAAACUUGCCUGUGGUCAUGCAAAUCUGUUCUGCUAAAGCCAAUCUAGAUAUCACUAACAAAUUUGGAAGAACACCUCUCCAUCUGGCAGCUAGUAAUGGUGGUCUGGAGGUGGUGCGUCAUCUCUGCGUCGCCGGAGCCAACACUGAGGCCCUCACUAAUGAUGGAAAGACAGCAGAAGAUCUGGCGAAUACUGAACAGCAGGAACAUGUAGCAGUGCUGCUGGCCAAACUGAAAAAGGACAACUAUAAGGCCAUUUACAUCCAGCAGCUGCGGCCUACACAGACCCUCCAACAUCGCAUUAAACUCAAGCUUUUCGGCCAUUCAGGAUCCGGAAAGAGCACACUGGUGGAGUCUUUAAAGUGUGGGAUCUUGCGGAGUUUCUUCAGGAGAAGGCGAACCAGACUGACUAACCCUGUCCGACACCCAGCCUCACCUGUCACCUCCAAACCGUCAGUGUCUGUGAGCAUCUCUAACCUGUACCCAGGCUGUGAGAAUGUUAGUGUGCGUAGCCGCAGUAUGAUGUUUGAGCCCAGUUUGACUAAAGGAGUUCUGGAGGUUUUCAGUCCCGUACAUAACUCUCUCUCCACGGCCGAUGACACCGCCACCAAAGCCAUCGACAUCCAAAACACCAACGUCAAUGGUGUAGGAGACUUCAGUAUAUGGGAGUUCUCUGGUAAUCCAGUCUACUUCUGCUCAUAUGACUACUUUGCUGCAAAUGACACUGCCGCAAUUCACCUGGUGUCAUUCAGUCUGGAGGAGCCGUACGAGACUCAACUGAACCAGGUCACGUUCUGGCUCAACUGCCUCAAGGCUCUCACACUACCCGAGGACAACAUUGCCUUUGGAGGGAAGAUCAGGAAUCCACUGUGUGUGGUGCUCGUGGCCACACAUGCUGACAUUGUGAAUCUUCCCCGAUCUUUUGGGGGAGAGUUCAGCUAUGACAAAGAGAGAUCUCUAAUGAGGGAAGUUCGAAACAGAUUUGGGAAUGAUCUGCAGAUCGCUGAGAAGCUCUUUGUCAUGGAUGCAGGAGCAUCCAACUCCAAAGACAUGAAGAUGCUGAGAAUCCUUCUGUUAGAGCUCCGAAACACCAUUACCUCAACCUGCAGGCCUAUGACUCAGUUAGCAGAGAAACUGUUGUCCACUCUGCCCUCCUGGCGCAAAUUGAAUGGGCCAAACCAGCUAAUGUCAUGGCAGCAGUUUGUUGUGGAUGUGCAGGAACAAAUUAACCCUUUGGCCAGCGAAGACAAUCUGAGGGAACUGGCUUUACAACUUCACAGCAUGGGAGAGAUAAACAUCAUGCAGAGUGAGACCAUCCAAGAUGUUGUCCUGUUAGAUCCUCGUUGGCUGUGUAGUAAUGUACUCGGCAAGCUUCUCUCCAUUGAAACCCCCAAAGCGAUCCACCAUUACCGUGGCCGCUACCGCAUUGAAGAACUCCAAACCCUCGUCUCUGAAGGCGAUAUUGAUGAACUUCUUCAGGUGUUGGACGCCAUGGAUAUAUGUGCACGUGACUUUGCCAACCCAGGUAUGGUUGAUAUCCCUGCCCUUAUUUGCACAGGUGGCCUGCAGCACACCUGGACAGACGAAGAAGACAUUGAAGGGGAAGACACGUUGCUUUAUGGUGGAGUACGCGUGGUUCCUGCAGAGCACUUGGCGCCUUUUCCUUGUGGACUCUUCCAUAAGCUGCAAGUGAACUUGUGUCGGUGGAGCAGGCAGCAAAAGCCUGAGGUUGAAGCUGAGGAUGUUCGGUUGUGGAGCGGAGGAGCUCGGGUUGGACUUGGUGGUGCUGAGGCUCUAGUUCUGCUUGUUAACCACGGACAGGGCAUGGAGGUACAGUUACGAGGACCUGAAGCAGACCCUGGACGUUGCUAUGCUCUGUUGGACACGUUGUGCAGCAUGGCUGAGGGUCUUUUGGCUGCUACGUUGCCUGGUUUGCUAACUGCCCGACAUUAUCUAAGCCCUCAGCAGCUGCGGGAGCACCACGGCCCUAUCAUGCUCUACCAACCGAGGGACUUUUUCCGCGCUCAAGCACGCAGCGAGAACGCCCUAUCCAACACCAUGGGUGGCUAUCAUGAGAGCUUUGUUAGUAUCGUCACAUUAGGUUGCACCCAGGUCUACAAACAGGGUUGUCUCGGUAGAAAGGUGCCCGUGGCGGAGAUCAGUCAUCUGGCCAGACGCAAGCUCUGCCGCCUGCUGGAUCCACCCGACGCCCUUGGAAAGGACUGGUGUCUGCUUGCCAUGAACUUGGGUCUCAGCGAGCUGGCUGCUAAAUACAGUUCCGGUACCAAUGGGACUCCGCCUGCAGAGCCCCUUUCCCUCCCCAGCCCAACAGCAGUGCUUCUGCAAGAGUGGAGCCAGCGACCAGAUUCAACCAUAGGCGUUUUGGUUGCUAAAAUGCGGGAACUUGGCCGUCGCGAUGCAGCAGAUUUCCUUCUUAGAUCUGCACCGGUGUUUCGGGUCAAUGUGGAGAUUCUGGGCACUCCGCCAGAGCCCUACAGCCCAGUGUGCAAUGGGGGCGGCACUUCUUACAACUCCAUCAGUUCCGUGAUCUCUCGUUAGCUUCACACUGUCUGUAAAGAUAUGUGCAAUUAACCAGUGGAGUGUUGUUAAAUCUCAGCUUCCUGGUCUUUUAAGACUGAAGUAUUUGAAUCAGAUAUUACGUUCAUGUCCAUGCUGUUGCCCUUUGUAUGUUCUUUAAUGUUCAUCCUCGAUAUCUCUGAAACGUUGCCUUUGUACAUUUUUCCUGCAAAUCUUUUAUCGAUUGUGUCACAUUCCCAAGGCUAAACUGCAGAAGAGUUUCUUAAAAUGUAAUUAUUGAAUAUAAAUUCUGAAGCUUGCAAUUCUUUUAUAUAUUCAGACAACCAUUCUAGGGAAAUUAUACAAAAUUUGAUGACUGAAUGAUAGAUCACCAAGUGCUCGGCUGUAUUAACUGAUAGAGAGAUAAUUAUUGAAACAAUUGAGUGCCUUGAAGAUUGUAAGCUAUUGUCAAAGAGCCAUCUUUCUAGAAUUCAAAAUUGGAUGUGCUGUGUGCCACCUACUGAGGCCACAUCCACACUAAUCUAUUUUAAUUCAAAAACUCAGUUUUCAGUUUCCUGAAGUCAUAAAACUCCAAAGUACUGUAUGCAGUAAUGUAGAGCUUUUUCGAAACACUGUUUACAAUGGUGGAAAAUGCUGCUCUAGUGUGGAUGAGAGGAAUAAAUGAAGUUAAAUCAAUGCUUUUUUAAACAAAAAUGUAUUGGUGUGGACAUGGCCUGAAAGUAAAUUAGUUUAAAGGUGUUUCAGGGUUUACCCUUCCUAUGAAACCUCUUAAUGAACAUAUCUCUGGUGAAACAAUUAAUAUCUCAAAUAUACAACAAAAAAGUGGGGUAGUUUAACUGUACUGCCUUAAUGUUCCUUAUUGCAGCUAAAAGGCAUCAUUUUCCAGACAGGGUUUUAACCGACAGAUGCACAACAGAAGCACAAACAUUAGUUGAAACACAAAUUACAUGUUAGCUUAUUUUUAAGGCUAGCGUCCCAGUGUAUUUGCUGACAUUCACAUUUUUCAUACUUAUGUCACAUUCACUUUUGUGAAAUAUUGUGGUUUUGGAAACUUGGAAAUAAUGACAUACCCCAGGCAUUUAUUUUUUAUUUAUUAAAUUUUUUUUUAUAUAUAAAAUUAUGUCUGCUGCAGUCUGUUGAUUAAUCAUGAGUAUUGUUACAAUUGUUCAUCUGUUAUAUCAAUAUUUUCUGUUUCACACAUUUGCACUGUUGUUGUGCAUUUAAGGCAAAUUUAUUUUGUACUGACUUUACUCUGGAGAAUUAACUAUAUGAACUAUAUUUUAAGGGAUUGAAAUUGGGUAUAAAUUUCAAAAUGUUUUAGCAUUUGCAUUAAAAAUUAAGAGCUUUAGUUAAGUUGUACCAACGAUGCUGUUCUGUGGUUACUAGAAAUAUCUAAAUGCAUAACUGUCCAUCAUUUCUGAUUGGUUUGUAUGGAGUGUGGUAUGUCGGGCACAAAUGCAUUGACAACUUGAAAGCUGUAGAUGGCAGUAAAGACUCAUGUAUAUAAACGUAUGUAUAUAAACGCAUCACUCAUUUGCUUUCCUUGCUUCCCAGACAGCUGCAGCUUCAUCUCUUUUAAUGUUUGAAAAAUUACCAAGAACUCUGAACUGUCCCAUGUCCCCCAAACCUUUCACGUUUUCUUAAAAUCACCAACAAUCUCUUUAAAAGGGAAAAUGGGGUAUUGUGUUCUCAUUCCAAAAGGCACAUUGUUACAUUGUGAUUAAGUCUGUAUUAUGGAGCUCUUUCUCUGUUUAGCUGUGGUCGAGAUUCACGAUUUCCCCUAUUAAGACACUUAAGUGGGUUAAUCAGAGCGGAAUUUAUCCUGUUGUAUUUAAGACUUGUACAAUCACCUCUAUUUAUAUUAUGUUCUGAACGCAUGUCUCUGAAUGCCCUUAAUACUUCCUUAAAUCUUUACAGUGUACUAAAUUUGUUAUAAUAAAUUGUUUAAUCAAUGAAUUUAUUCACUGUUUUUAUUUUAAUGUUAAAAAAAUAUCUUGCAUUGUUCAUU
This is a messenger RNA of Xyrauchen texanus (razorback sucker), 6549 nucleotides long. Its product is annotated as death-associated protein kinase 1-like. Gene Ontology annotation, cellular component: cytoplasm; nucleus. The record is from RefSeq and is a predicted model, not a curated record. Bases 243 to 4562 code for a protein of 1439 amino acids. Gene Ontology annotation, biological process: MyD88-dependent toll-like receptor signaling pathway; protein phosphorylation; positive regulation of apoptotic process. Gene Ontology annotation, molecular function: ATP binding; TIR domain binding; protein serine/threonine kinase activity. Lineage: Eukaryota; Metazoa; Chordata; Actinopteri; Cypriniformes; Catostomidae. The transcript is spliced from 26 exons.